AUGCUCCUUAACGCUGGGAAGGUGAUGUUCCUUGGGGUACUCGCCCUAGGAGCCAGCCCGACCUCUGCUUUCUUUCGCAUGCCUUGUCCUAGCCGCCUUGUGCAGGAACGCGCCGAUCCCAUCGUGAACCCCGGCACUGUUGGCGGACACGUUCACACCAUUUCAGGGGGGAACGCUUUCGCGUUUUCUAUGGACUACGAGAGUGCUCGAUCCUCUGAAUGCUCUUCGUGUCCCAUUAAACAAGACCUUUCCAAUUAUUGGACGCCCACGUUGUACUACCAUGCACCCAAUGGCAGCUUUAUCAGCGUUCCUCAGGGAGGCGAUGGUGACGGUGCUGCUGGAGGUAUGACUGUGUAUUAUUUGCAGCGCCCUGGCCAAAAUAACGAUAAGCUCUACGCCUUCCCCAGAGGCUUCCGCAUGCUUGCCGGCGAUCCCUUCAAGCGAAAUUACACCGCGGAUUUUGAAUCACAGGCCGUGAGCUACGCCUGUCUGGAUUAUAAUGGGCCGGCAAAGCCAGAAACGAACGGGUUCCCCGAUUACAACUGCCCGGAUGGGCUCCGCGUACAAAUAUUCUUCCCUUCCUGCUGGGAUGGCAAGAACUUGGAUUCCCCGGAUCACCAAUCGCAUAUGGCCUACCCGGUCUCUGGCACUUAUGAUAAUGGGAUCUGCCCGGACACUCACCCGGUCCAUCUUGUCUCCCUCUUUUUCGAGGUCAUUUGGCAGACCAACUUGUUCGCGGCCGAUUGGCAUGGCAACAUCCAACCGUUCGUCCUCGCAAAUGGUGAUCCGACCGGCUUUGGGAUGCAUGGUGAUUUUGUGAAUGGGUGGGAUAUCGACGUCCUCCAAACGGCGAUUGAUCAGUGCACAAACGAUAGCGGCCGCCUCGAAGACUGCGUCACCUCGGACAACAAGCCCGUGUUCGAUUUCUUCACGAAUGAAGAAUGCCAAGCUUGCAAGCUUCCAACCCUCGUUGAUGAACAGAUCGACGGCACUCUUGACCAGCUCCCCGGCUGCAAUCCGCUCACCUACGGGCCUGAGCGGGCCCAGCCUGUCCCUUGCGUGGGAGCCAUGGGAAUACGUGGGCUGCGGAGUGGACGACUUCAGCAACCGCACCUUGGAAGCCGCCUCCACCAAUGA
Messenger RNA from Aspergillus alliaceus, 1137 nucleotides. RefSeq names its product DUF1996 domain-containing protein. Lineage: Eukaryota; Fungi; Ascomycota; Eurotiomycetes; Eurotiales; Aspergillaceae. The coding region runs from base 1 to 1137 and encodes 378 amino acids. The record is from RefSeq and is a predicted model, not a curated record. The transcript is spliced from 4 exons.